GCGGCACGUGACUUUCUGGACGAUAAGCUCACUGAGCACGUUGCUCCGAGCUCACUCUGAUCAAGAUACCUCCAAUGGGGACGCUCACAUCCUGCGCACGUCGGUUUGGGUCGUUCGUUCGUAAGGGUAUAAAUGAAUUAAACUACUUCCACCGUAAAAUCAGUAGCAGGACAGUGCUCAACAACCCACAAUGUAUCACCUCACCAAGGCAUUGCAGCUGGUCGGCGCUUUGUUGCUCUGCCUGCAAAGUGUCCCGAAAGCUUUGGCUGAAGAAUGUGUUGAGCUGAAGGAUCAUGCUUGGAAGAUCGCAACCUGCUGCAAGCAGGAACUGUUUCUCGAUUCCGGCAUGCUCUCGAGCUGUUUCAAAACCACGGAUGCUGAAUUUCCUGACAAUAAUUUGGAGUCUGUCGUGUGUGCCUUUGACUGUAUUUAUCGGGACAUGGGUUUCCUGGAGCAGGAGUACGACAUUAACGCCGAAAAGCUUAACGCCUGUCAGGCUGCGCACGAUGACGCCUAUAAGGAAACGUUCGCCAAUGCCGUUGACCACUGCCUGGCGAUCAAGGAGGUGAUGGCGCAGGAGGCAGAAACCGUGUCAACGGCGUGCAGCUCGUUCGCGGUAAAGUUCCAUGCCUGCAUCGCAACGCAUGUGAUGAAAAACUGUCCCGCCGAACGGUGGGAUGGUGGUCGGUUGUGUGACCGGGUCAAGAACGGUGCACCAAUCUGUGACGAAAAAAUGUAUCCAGCAACAAUGUUCGCCACGCUGUUCGUGCUGACUACAAUAACGGCUUAUACGACUUCCACCGAAUGUAUUUCGAAGCGACAGCAAACGGAACUGAAAUUCUGCUGCGAGAUGGAGGAACUUAUACCACGGCACAUUCGAACGAAAUGCCAGGAGAAGGCAGCGGCCGAUCACAAUCCAGGAUUUCGUAUGUACCACGUGUGCCAGAGCCAGUGUCUGUACGAGGAAAUGGAUGCAAUCGAUGGGUACGAGGUGCAUCUCGAAAGGCUUUACCCGGUGACGGAACACUUCCCGGUCGACUAUCGGCAAGCCGUUCGACUGGCAAUCGAUGAGUGUAACAAGUUGAUACAAGGUGCAAUGAAGGAUAAAAAAGUUAAACGGGAAGGUGCCGACUGUCCGAUGUUGGGCUCACAGGUUGAGAUGUGUUUGAAAGCAGCCACCUACAAAAACUGUCCCAACUCGCGGUGGACAGCUAGUGUUGCUUGUAGCAAGGUGCGGCAGGGUGUGCCUUUCUGUUGAGAUCGUUGUAAUGUGGCGAUACGGUUGGACAAUAAACUAUUUG
Messenger RNA from Anopheles stephensi (Asian malaria mosquito), 1301 nucleotides. RefSeq lists its product as uncharacterized. The coding region runs from base 191 to 1258 and encodes 355 amino acids. The record is from RefSeq and is a predicted model, not a curated record. The transcript is spliced from 7 exons. NCBI's taxonomy places the organism in Eukaryota, Metazoa, Arthropoda, Insecta, Diptera, Culicidae.